Molecule: messenger RNA, 1533 nt
Organism: Penicillium subrubescens
Lineage: Eukaryota; Fungi; Ascomycota; Eurotiomycetes; Eurotiales; Aspergillaceae
Product: Zn(II)2Cys6 transcription factor
Exons: 1
Coding region: 1-1533 (510 amino acids)
Biological process (GO): regulation of DNA-templated transcription
Molecular function (GO): zinc ion binding; DNA-binding transcription factor activity, RNA polymerase II-specific
Source: RefSeq, a predicted model, not a curated record
AUGGUUCUAAAGGCAUGCGAUCGGUGCUACGCGAGCAAAGAGAAGUGCACGUUUACUGGUAGUGAUCAGCAAUGCACCAGAUGCCGGCGCCUCAAGAUCGCAUGCUCGACCUCGCGGCGUAACAGGCGCAUAGGGCGCCGGCCAGCCGCGAAGGCCUUUCCUCAUGGGGAGAUGCAGGUCUGGAGCGUCGAUUCAGACCAGCAGAUCGGGACGUGGCCACAACAACGAAGCCCGUCUACGUCAAGUAGUGAGGCCUUAUCCUCACAGUCCUCACAAAUCUCACUUGCUCGACGGUCCAAAUCAAUAUCACCGUCUAAUGAUUCAGUGGAAGAAGUACAGACCGCUCAACGUCGUGAGACGCUGGUCUUGGCACCACCAGAGAGACUGCUGGCAUCCCCUGUCACCCUUAAAACGACCUCCGAUGCCUUUCGCACAGUAAUGGAUCCGGAGCAGUUCUCAGUCAUACAUAUGCCAUUCAUGCUGGGCCCUAGCUUCGCUCCAGAAUCGCAAAAGACUGUCUAUACCAUCUUAUGCCUAUCUGCCCCAACUCUAACAGAGGGUUACUUGGCAUUUUUGGGGAUGAUGACGCGCUACCAAAGAUCACUCGUCAUGCGCCAACAGGAGCCAGAUAUGGUAAAAGCUGCAAAGGGCCUGCAACGCUUGCGGGAUGUAAAAAUCACCCAAGACUAUGAUGCAGCUUGUGCACUCUUUCUGGGUCAAACGAUGUACGUGUUCAAUGUACUUACAGCGCCCGAUUCUUCAACGGCCCACUCGAUCGUGCGAAGCGCUCUCAUGUCGACGAAAGCAUGGCUUCCAAGGUUGGUCCAUUUUCCGAUCAUGGACACUAUUAUCAUGACACCAAUGUUGGUCGACACGGUCGAGUGUUUAGUACGGCGAGAGAUUCCGAUCAUUCGAAUGCCCACCACGGAGCGCAUCAUUGUCGAUCGUUAUGCGGGAGUCUGUGCAACACUUCUGCCUCUGCUUUAUGAUCUCUGUGUGUGUAGUCAUACCAUGAGGACGGGUGUUCUCAACAUUGGCGAAUCUCCCUCUGGGAUGUAUGAGCAACUCGCUGAUAUCGAGCGAGUCAUUCUUGACUGGAAACCUCCCAACACGCCUGAAAUUCUGCUCAAGCAUGGCCAAUAUGAGGUGUUGGCAAUGAUGACACAGGCGAAUGCCUAUCGUUUGGCCGCUUUGUUGAUUAUUCAUCGUCUUCGAUAUCCUCUUGGGGUGGAAGACGAAACUGCACGAGAUCUUGCAAACAGCAUAUUCUCCAUCAUGUCGCAUUUUGCCGAGUCAGCCGCUCAGGAAACAACAGCGUUGCCUGUAGUUUUUCCCUUGACAAUGGCAAUGAUCGAGAUUGAGGGACCAGGAGAGAAAUUGUGGGAGAGACUGUCGUUGUACGCUGUUCAAAGCAGGAGUGCCACGCGACUGCAAGGAUUCAUCAAACAGGUCCGAGCAUGUAGGGAGACUGGGUAUGAAGGACUAUGGUUUGAUUUGGUUGAUACACAGCUUCAUGUUGCGAUGCCCCCAUAG